GUUUUCAGUGUUUGUUGUGUGACUGAUGUGGAUUCAGCAGAAUGGAUCAGUGUGAGGACAGAGAGGAGGGAGCCCCUCCCCCAAAGACCACCGACAGGACCCCCCCAGGACCUGGACCCGACAGACCCCUCAGAGCUCAGAGACCUGCACCUGGACCUGCACCAGGACCAGGACCUGGACCAAGACGUGGACCAGGACCUGACAGGCCCCCCAUAGCUCAGAGACCUGCACCUGGACCUGCACCAGGACCAGGACCUGGACCAAGAUGUGGACCAGGACCUGACAGGCCCCCCAUAGCUCAGAGGAUCCACCACAGACCAGAGUCCUCUGGACCUGAUCCUGGACCUGGAUCCAGUUGUGUGUCCUUCAGGAGUGACCGGUCCAGCAUGGAACCAACAGAUUUUUCCACAGAGACAGAGGAGCAGCAGAGCUCAGAGGUUCCCAGUGAUCCACAGCAUCCAACUCAGCUGGACUCCACAUGUGAGGAAACACAGAUGGCAGCAUUUAAAGAAACUCUGUUGAAAAUUCUGGAGGAUCUGAAUGAUAGUGACUUUAAAAAGGUCAAGUUGUUCUUGGAAAAUGAAAAACCACGAAUCCCAGUGAGUAAACUGGAGGAUGCAGACCGGAUAGACACAGUACGUCGGAUGGUCCAGACCUACUACACAAAUACUCAGAAAGUCACUGUAAGGGUUCUGAAGAAGAUUGACAGGACUGAUCUGGUGAAGAAACUUCCAGAAGGCAUCCUAGUAUGUAAAGGUCAGUCUUUAAUAAGUAAUUAGUAAAGUAAGAAGUUCCACAUUUCAUUCCCCUGUGAUACAUUAAAGAGAAGGACGGUGGUAAUGUUGUUUCCAUCUGUUCAGAUCCAGUAGAAUUCUAUGAAUAUUCAUAUUCUGUCCUGGUCCUGAAACCGGGACCUUAAAGGUAGGGUAGGAGAUCCUGGGAAAAUGGCUCUAGCAAGCUACAUUUUGAAAAUACACAGUUCAAAAGUCCAAACCCUCCAGAGUACCGAACGCUGCACAGCAUC
Sphaeramia orbicularis (orbiculate cardinalfish) is the source of this 1024-nucleotide messenger RNA. Its product is annotated as translation initiation factor IF-2-like. The transcript is spliced from 6 exons. Gene Ontology annotation, molecular function: protein binding. Lineage: Eukaryota; Metazoa; Chordata; Actinopteri; Kurtiformes; Apogonidae. The coding region runs from base 42 to 779 and encodes 245 amino acids. Gene Ontology annotation, biological process: regulation of apoptotic process. The record is from RefSeq and is a predicted model, not a curated record.